CUCUCUUCUUCUUCUUCACUUUUAAGCCCCCCAUUUCUUAACUUCAAUCGAACCUCCAAACCCUAACCAUUUUCACAGUUGAAUCAUUGCUCAGCUAUGCCGGAAGCAAGGGACAGGUUAUCGAGGCCGGUGGACGUCGCCGCAAUGUUCGCUCGACGGAGAUCAGCCGCCGUCCAAGUUUUGGUCGACGAUACGGAGAACGGCGCGGACCUGUUCAGAUCUCCGAUCAGGCAACAGCCUGCAGCGAUGGCGACCGGCGUACGUACACCUAUGGAACGACGAGGUGGUGGUGGAGUGGGGAUCGGGAGGGGUGGUUUGGGGACUCCAAGAACGGGAAACUCGCGUUUCCGGAGCUCGUUCAGAUCCUCGUCGGCAGCGGCGGUGGCGAGUAGGGAGAAUACGCCGGCGCCGGGGAUUGUUCGGCGGGGAAGAGGGCGUGGAAGAAGCGGCGUGUUGCCGUAUUGGUACCCAAGAACCCCUCUCCGUGAUAUCACUGCUAUCGCGAGGGCCAUAGAAAGGACAAGAGCUCGCCUGAGGGAAGACGAAGGCCAAGACGUUGCAAGUCCUGCACCCCAAGAACAGGGAUUUCUCGAUCCUUCUGUAUCAGUAUCUGUUGCUCCACUCGAGCACAAUAUUAUCACUACCUCUCUACAUUCAGCAUUCAGAAGAAAACCUUGCCCACCUUCUGUUGGUAAAGUUCCAAAAAUCCUGCUCGGGAUUGCAAAUCAGACCACUGCAGGAUCGGAAUGUCUCACACCCCAGAAGAAACUACUGAACUCCAUUGACACAGUUGAGAAGGUAGUUAUGGAGGAGCUGCAGAAACUGAAGCGAACGCCAACUGCUAAGAGGGCAGAGAGAGAAAAAAGAGUCAAAACUUUGAUGUCAAUGCGUUGAAUGCUUUUCAUCUUGACAGAACUCAAAGUUGAGAGCACAUAAAGCAGUUAGGAUUAGAAGGACAGAAGCUUGGGCAAGACUCCUUGCAGCACUUCUUUAUCGACUUGUGGAUAGCUGAUACAUUUUGCUUUAUAGGAUCAGCUUAUCGGCUCUGGGUCUUUGCCUAGGACCAGUUGACUUACCGUGUACUUGGUUUUUUUCGGUCGAUCAUCAUUCUUUGAUGGUUUUGUGUAGAAGUAGUAGAUAUUUUUUGGGAGAUAAUGUACAUAUAGGCCAUGUUAGUUUUUCUGCUACAUUGUUUGUUUCAAGUCUUUUCUCAUGUACAACUAGUCAAUUACUAUUCAAGGAUGACA
This is a messenger RNA of Morus notabilis, 1247 nucleotides long. Its product is annotated as protein POLYCHOME. Lineage: Eukaryota; Viridiplantae; Streptophyta; Magnoliopsida; Rosales; Moraceae. Gene Ontology annotation, cellular component: nucleus. The record is from RefSeq and is a predicted model, not a curated record. Gene Ontology annotation, biological process: regulation of nuclear division; negative regulation of ubiquitin protein ligase activity.